UGUGUGAUGUGUCACGUCACUUACAUUAAGCCAGAAUAAAAAGCUGUGUACUUACUUCUUUGCACAUAUAAUAUUUUCAAAAUGUCUAAAGUGACUUUCAAGAUUACGCUGACUUCGGAUCCUAAACUUCCCUUUAAAGUAUGCUGAGAAAUUGUGGGUUCUACGUUGAAGUUACAUCGUUCUGGUGAUGGAAACGAUUGUGGUGCAUCAGUUUCUCGACUUUUUCCAAGACUUCAUUAACUUAUGUCUGAAACAUGAUUGGCCGAGUGACACGACAACACCAGAAGAAUUCAGAAAUGCUUUUUUAAUUUCCCAACACAUAGAAAAAUGUUUAGACAAAUUCCACAAACGAUCUCUUAUUGAUGAAUUAUUAUCCGCAAUUAAUAAAAAACAAAAUACAUCAAGCUUGUUUUUAAAAAAAUGUUUUUCUGAUCCACCAAAAUAUAUUUUAAAGAAAAUACUUAAUUCCUCAAUAAAUAUCACCCAAGUUAAUGUAGGGAUCACAAUAUUUCUCGAUCUAUUUUCUGAGCAGAAACUUGAGGAUUAUUUGUCUGAUUUAAUGUUAGAAGCUGCUUCAAAGGAAACCCUGCUAAAAAAUCUCAAAACUGAGAUACCAAAUGAGCUUUUACUGGAGUUUAAAAGUAAAUUUCUUCUCUCAGAACUUAAAGAUACAGAUUAUGCAAAGAAAGUAAUUGGUAACAUUUUAAAUACUUGCACAGAUAAUGAUAUGGAUAUGUUAAUACUGAGCCUAUUAUGUAAGGACUUGAAAUACGCUCAAGGCUUAGAUGUACUUUCUAAAGCAUUUGUAAGUUACAUGACAGUCAGAAGUGUUUCGAGAAAAAGUUUUUGGAAAUUAUUGUUUAGUAUAAACGAGGACAAUUUUUUACAAUUGUGCCUUAAUCAUGGUGAUAUAUUUAAAUUAAUAUCUAAAGUUUUAAUUGACAGUGGUAAGUUGGUUAGAGAAAAUAUGUCAAUGGAUUACUUUUAUAUUGAACUUACUUAUUCCGAGCUGCAGUCAAUAACACAAACUAUAUGUAAAAAUGAAAAUUUAAAAUUAGAUUUUUUAGAUCAAGUCUUGGAAAGCAAUGAAGAUUUCGCAUUUUGGAAUAAUUUUAUGUCUUAAAUUAUGUAAAAUAGUAAUCAAAAUGUAAAUGAUAU
Vanessa tameamea is the source of this 1158-nucleotide messenger RNA. RefSeq names its product Ubiquitin-fold modifier 1 (gene Ufm1). The transcript is spliced from 3 exons. Gene Ontology annotation, cellular component: cytoplasm; nucleus. Gene Ontology annotation, biological process: protein K69-linked ufmylation. The record is from RefSeq and is a predicted model, not a curated record. Bases 188 to 1123 code for a protein of 311 amino acids. NCBI's taxonomy places the organism in Eukaryota, Metazoa, Arthropoda, Insecta, Lepidoptera, Nymphalidae.